GCAGUGCGUCACCACGAGGGCGAGGGCGGCCGGGUCCGUUGACCGUCGACCUAGCCCCUCCUGAGAACCCCGCGGAUUGAAUUGAUGGGGUGCUUUGCGUUCAAGAGCGGCAAGAGCCGUCGGCGCCCUGCUGGCGGCGGAAAGCCGCCGGUGGAGCCUAAGCCGGACGGGCCGAAGCGGAGCAAGGCGUCGUCGUCGGCGUCGACGCCGACGAGGAGCAUCCAGGAGCUCUCGGAGGAGCGGGGUGCGGCGGGGCUCCGCGUGUUCGGCCUGGAGGAGCUCGGCAGCGCCACCAACGGCUUCAGCCGCGCGCUCAAGAUCGGCGAGGGCGGCUUCGGCUCCGUCUACCGCGCCUUCUUCCGCUCCGCCGCCGGCGGCCGCGUCGUCCUCGCCGUCAAGCGCCUCAACCAACGCAGCUUACAGGGGCACAAGCAGUGGCUUGCUGAGGUGCAGUUCCUGUGCGUCCUGGAGCACCCGAACCUGGUGAAGCUCGUCGGCUACUGCGCGGUGGACUCGGAGGCGGGCAAGCACAGGCUGCUGGUGUACGAGUUCAUGCCCAACAAGACCCUGGACGACCACCUCUUCAGCCGAGCCCACCCGCCGCUCCCCUGGAGGACGAGGCUGCAGAUCAUGGCCGGCGCCGCGCGCGGCCUCGACUACCUCCACCGUGGCCUCCCGGAAGUCCAGGUGAUAUACAGGGACUUCAAGGCCUCCAACGUGCUCCUGGACGGCGAGUUCCGGCCGAAGCUGUCGGACUUCGGGCUGGCGAGGGAGGGGCCGACGGAGGGGCGGACGCACGUGUCGACGGCGGUGGUGGGCACGCACGGCUACGCGGCGCCGGACUACAUCGAGACGGGGCACCUGACGGUGAAGAGCGACGUGUGGGGGUUCGGGGUGGUGCUGUACGAGAUCCUGACGGGGCGGCGGUCGGUGGAGCGGAGCCGGCCGGCGGAGGAGCAGAAGCUGCUGGGGUGGGUGCGGCGGCACCCGCCCGGAGGGGACAGCUUCAGGACCAUCAUGGACCCGCGGCUGGGCGGGCGGUACCCGCUGGCGGCCGCGCGCGAGGCGGCGAGGCUGGCGGACCGGUGCCUCGGCAAGAACCCCAAGGAGCGGCCGGCGAUGGCGGAGGUCGUGGAGGAGCUCGAGCGGGUGCUGCAGAUGGAGCCGGCCCCGGCGACGCCCAAGAGAUGACCGAUCGAUCAUUCGAUCGACGGCUGUGUUAGCUGCACCGCAGACCGGCAGAAUACUAGUAGUAGUAGUCAGAAUCACUGAAUCAGUGAUGAGGAGUCGCGGUUUCUCUGCUGCAUCCGCGAGUGUACUCCGAUGGACGCUGACCGAGUGAGAGUUGUAUAGACUGUAGAGAUAUCACGAGACACGAAGGUGUAUUGAUGCGACCAAUUAAGGUGUCAUUGCUUUUGGUUUU
Triticum dicoccoides is the source of this 1423-nucleotide messenger RNA. RefSeq names its product probable serine/threonine-protein kinase PBL19. Lineage: Eukaryota; Viridiplantae; Streptophyta; Magnoliopsida; Poales; Poaceae. Gene Ontology annotation, biological process: protein phosphorylation. Gene Ontology annotation, molecular function: ATP binding; protein kinase activity. The record is from RefSeq and is a predicted model, not a curated record. The transcript is spliced from 4 exons. The coding region runs from base 85 to 1191 and encodes 368 amino acids.